Messenger RNA from Exophiala aquamarina CBS 119918, 771 nucleotides. RefSeq lists its product as uncharacterized. The record is from RefSeq and is a predicted model, not a curated record. The transcript is spliced from 2 exons. Gene Ontology annotation, biological process: poly(A)+ mRNA export from nucleus. The coding region runs from base 1 to 771 and encodes 256 amino acids. Lineage: Eukaryota; Fungi; Ascomycota; Eurotiomycetes; Chaetothyriales; Herpotrichiellaceae. Gene Ontology annotation, cellular component: nucleus.
AUGGUUGACUAUGCCAAAAAGACCGUCGCGGAGCUACAAGAGAUCUUGAAGUCUCGCAGCCUACCGCAUACUGGCAAGAAGGCAGACCUUAUUGCGCGACUGAACGAAGCUGACACGGCUACUGAGCAAGCUGAAGUGCUUCCUGUUGCAGAUGUACCUGCGCCCCAGGAACAGACUGUAUCUGCACCGGAGCCUGUCGCUGAGCCUGAAUUUCAAGCCGAAGCAGUCACAACCGAAACAGCUGCUGCAACGACACAAGCUGAUACAGCAGCAUCGCCCUCUGCAAAUACGGACACAGCCCUUGCUACAAGCGCCUCAUACGCUUUGAAUCUCCCCACAUCAGAGGUCGACGCUGAGAUGGCAAAGCGUAAGGCACGUGCUGAGCGGUUUGGUACUGAAAAUGCAGCAACCAAUGGCGUAGAUGAUGCAGACAGCGAGGCACAAAGGGCUCUUGAACGGGCAAAGCGAUUCGGGACAGGCCAAACAGCCAUGGGCAAGCUGGACGAGGCAUUACCGACCGAGAGGGGGCGUGGAUUGCGCAAACGAGGCCGCCCAGAUGAAGACUCGCCACUGGACGACGCAGGACUAAGGAGAGGAUUUGGAGGUCAUGGUAGAGGUCGAGGCGGCCGGUUUCGUGGACGAGGCCCCCGAGAUAAUUCACGGAGACGACAAGGCGACCGCCCUACUGGUGUGGUAAAGGCGUCCGCUGCUUUCACCUCAGACGCUGACCGACUCGCUGCAGAGGCCAGGAAGAAGAAGUUCGCUACGUAA